Lymnaea stagnalis (great pond snail) is the source of this 3059-nucleotide messenger RNA. The record is from the annotation of a GenBank genome assembly. Lineage: Eukaryota; Metazoa; Mollusca; Gastropoda; Lymnaeidae.
ACAGUAGAAAACUGGCUUCACUUGAAAAAUACUGUUCCGCUUCCUUUUUCCACGUUUGUCGUCAAGAUGGUAGGUUGUCCUAGCGUAGAUGACUUUAUGAUUUCAAAAUCAUGAAACAUCCUUGGAAUUUCCUAGGUUAACAUAUUUUGUUUAAAGUUAAUUUACACAAAGAAUGACUGAUUGUGUUAUUAUUUAUUCAUUUGCAAUAAUUAUUUCCGAUUUUGUUUUGUUUUAGUCUCACAGGAAAUUUUCAGCUCCGAGACAUGGCUCUAAGGGAUUUCUCCCCAAAAAGAGAAGUACCCGUCAUAGGGGUAAGGUAAAGGCUUUCCCUAAAGAUGACAAAACUAAGCCUGUGCAUUUGACUGCCUUCAUAGGCUACAAAGCUGGCAUGACCCACAUUGUUAGAGAAGUUGACCGCCCAGGCUCCAGUAAGUUUCCAUCAGACUUAGUUUAAUGAUUAAUAAUGAAUCAUCUUUUAGUUAAAAAUAUAUCUCUCUGAUGCGUUUCAUUAAAAAAUCUGCACUUGUUUUUCAUGACAAAUAAAAUGCUACUGUUUCUGUGUAGGAAGUUGAGGUCCCUGGUUAUGCAUUUAUUUCAGUUGAAUUUUAAUGUAUUUUAGAAACCAACAAGAAAGAAGUAGUGGAAGCUGUAACUAUUAUUGAAGCACCACCCAUGGUCUGCGUUGGUGUAGUAGGCUACAUUGAGACACCUACAGGGCUUCGCUCCUUCAGAACUGUUUUUGCUGAGCACCUUAGUGAAGAAUGCAGACGUAGAUUCUAUAAAAACUGGUAAUGUUUGUUGAGAAUUAUUUUAAUAUUAUGAGAUUGUUACUCCUUUGGUGCUUUUGAAAGUAGCCUAUUUCAUAUGCCUAGGAGUUUUUUUUUUUUUUUUUUUAAAGAUAAUUAAUAUAAUUUUACUUGAUAUCCUCCCUGAUCAUAAAUUACCAGCUCCGCUCAGUGUCAAUUGUGCAUCUUGUGUGCAAAUACUGAUGAGCUAUUUGGUUGUACAUGUUCAGGGUUAUCUCCGCUCAUGAUUGUUUCAUGAUGAGAUUUAAUACUUUAGGUCUAAUCUGACAUGGUCCUGGUGUUACAUGGGCAUGAUUGAAACAAAACUUCAAACACAGGUGAGAUUUUGGGGGUUUCAAAACAUUUUUAAAUAUGGAAUUCUUAUGUUGAAAUCCUUAAUUUCACUUAAGUUACUGGAAGAUAGUAAUUGGAAAAAGAUCAUGUUGAUUUAGUGCUCUGUGCUUUGCUUUUUUAUAUGUAUAUAACUAUUCAUUCCUGCUGCAAUAUGACCUAAUUGCUCAUUACAAAUUAGGUCAAGUUCUAAAAAGAAGGCAUUCACACAGUAUGCCAAGAAAUGGGCUGAUGCAACUGGCAAGAAGGACAUUGACACUGAUUUGAAGAAGAUCAAGAAAUACUGCAAAGUUGUCAGGAUUCUUGCUCACACUCAGGUACCAUUACUCAAAGUUGUGUAUUAAAUAUAAUUUAUAUUUUUCUUUUCAAGCUUGCAAAAUGUUUUGCUUUUUAAAUAUAUUUUACCCAACCAUCUUUUUUCCCCCCAGACCAAAUUGCUGCGCAAACGUCAAAAGAAGGCGCAUCUUAUGGAAAUACAGCUAAAUGGUGGAAGUAUUUCCCAGAAAGUUGAUUGGGCCAUUAAACACUUUGAAAAACCCAUUGAUGUUGCUUCAGUCUUCAACCAGGAUGAACUGAUUGAUUGUAUUGGUGUGACAAAGGGUCGUGGUGUCAAAGGUAGGUUGAGUAGUUUUGAUGUAGUCAGAUUAUGACUUCAUCAAACUUAUAAUUAUUUAUAGCAAUUUAUAGUACCGGAAAGUACUAUCAGUAUGGAUCCAAUGAAAGUAGUUAAAAGUAAUUGUCUAAAAUUUAAGACUGAAUAAUCAUCAUUCUCUUUUUCAGGUGUAACCUCUCGUUGGCAUACAAAGAAACUACCUCGCAAGACCCACAAGGGUUUGAGAAAAGUUGCUUGUAUUGGUGCAUGGCAUCCUAGCAGAGUUCAGUACUCCGUUGCAAGAGCUGGUCAGAAGGGUUAUCAUCACCGUACUGAGAUCAAUAAGAAGGUGGGUUUGUGUUUUUUUUUUUGUUGUUGAUAUUCAUUUAAUUUACAAGUAGUUUGUCCUUUUAUUCAUAUUCUUAUGUCUUAAUUUAGUUUCAUUAUUGUGGCCAACUCCCAUUUAAGAAUUUUUUUAAAAGGUAGUAUUGGGGUAUGAUUUGACUAAAAGCACUUCUCACAUAUUUUAUCCAACAGAUUUAUCGUAUUGGUGCUGGUAUCCACACUAAGGAUGGUAAAGUCAUCAAAAACAACGCUGCCACUGAAUUUGACCCAACUGAAAAGACUAUCACGCCACUUGGUGGCUUUCCUCAUUAUGGAGAUGUCAGAAAUGACUACCUGAUGAUUCGUGGCUGUGUUGUAGGUCCACGAAAGAGGGUUAUUACCCUCAGAAAGGUAAGAGGCUCAUCUUUAUGUGAUUUAUGUAUUUGUACAUUUUCAGUCUCUUUAAAUGUUUUAGAAUAAAAAUGGUAAGUUGUGACAUACAUGCCUAGGCAAUUGCACCUUUAAGGCUAUUCACUGAAAGAAGUAUGGUAAAUUACUGUUUGCACAGUGUUUAAUAAUGUUACGGUACUGUAUGUAGUAGCUCAUGCAUUUAUGAUGAAAAAGCAUGGUAUUACCCUCGCAAGGGGUAUCCUAAUUGAAGCUGAGGAUUGUUUCCAUGUUGCCUUCCUUCUGAUAUGAGCUUUAGUUAUUUUUUAAGUAAACUUGCUAUUUUCAGGCUCUGGUGCACUUGUUAUAAUUAUAUAUUAUUAUUUUUUCUGAAGUCUUUGAUGACCAACUUCCGUCGACGUCUCAUGGAGAAGAUUACACUGAAGUUUAUUGAUACAUCCAGUAAAUGGGGACAUGGCCGCUUCCAGACUGCCGAAGAAAAGCGUACCUUCAUGGGACCCCUUAAGAAGGAGCUUUUGCUCAAAGAUAAGGAGCCAGUCUCUGCCUAAAUGUUUGGUUUACUGGAGGCAUUUUGGAAUAAAAUUGAUUGAACACUUUUA